This is a messenger RNA of Colletotrichum acutatum, 977 nucleotides long. RefSeq lists its product as uncharacterized. The record is from RefSeq and is a predicted model, not a curated record. Gene Ontology annotation, molecular function: oxidoreductase activity. Lineage: Eukaryota; Fungi; Ascomycota; Sordariomycetes; Glomerellales; Glomerellaceae. The transcript is spliced from 5 exons. The coding region runs from base 1 to 771 and encodes 256 amino acids.
AUGUUCACGCGUAAGGUGUUCUGCGUCACCGGUGCCGCAUCGGGCAUAGGUCGAUCAACAGCAAUCAUACUGGCGCAGAGAGGUGCCGCUGCUCUUGCGGUCAGCGACGUGAAUGCAGCGGGUUUAGAUGAGGCCGUCAGAGACAAAGGCGAGAAAGCUGGAGCCAAAGUCCUAGCUUCCAAAGUCGACGUCCGCCAAGACCAUGAGGUGAAAUCCUGGAUCCAAGAGUCUUUCACCAAGUUCGGGAGGCUCGAUGGGGCGGCCAAUAUUGCUGGAGUUGCCGGUGGGACCGGAUCUACAAUCAUCGAGACAAUCGCACAAGAAGACUGGGACAGGACCAUAGGCGUCAAUCUCAACGGGGUUCUCAACUGCAUGCGAGCCCAACUACCGCUAUUGCCGAAACCAGGAGGGGCAAUCGUCAAUGUGUCAAGCACGUCCGGCCGGAGAGGUCUACCGCACAGUGCUGCGUACGCGACCAGCAAGUUUGGUGUCAUUGGGUUGACCGAAUCAGCAGCUGGGGAAUACGCCAAGGAUGGCAUCCGGAUCAACACGAUACUGCCCGGGCCGGUCGAUACCAAGAUCUUUCGAGACGGCGAGGCGUUGGGGCUCUUCGACUCGGACAUGCUUUCCAAGGAUACUUUGCUUCGCCGAAUGGGCCAACCUGAUGAGAUUGCAAAGGUCAUCUGCUUUCUCUUGAGUGAAGAUGCCUCAUACGUGACAGGAGGUAAGAUGAAGACCGGUAAUGACUUGAUCGGCGUAGGCUCACAGUAAAUGCAGCACACUGGAAUGUUGACGGGGGCUAUCUGGCUUGUUAGAUUCUUUGAUGACGGUGUUAUAUGCUGAAAACAUUUUAAUGCCAUUCGAUUCGUUCCAGUCCUUCAGUCAAAAUUCCUCGUCUACCAAGCAGCGUAGACGUCUUCGACCACCGUCCUCAUAAGGUAUGCGCGCAGGGAACGACAACCGGUAUCUAGUCCAUG